CUUGAUGGAUACGCGGACGGCGACCGCCGAGCUGGGCUGGACCGCCAACCCUCCCUCGGGGUGGGAAGAAGUCAGUGGCUACGACGAAAACCUCAACACCAUCCGUACAUACCAGGUGUGCAACGUCUUCGAGCCCAACCAGAACAACUGGCUCCUGACCACGUUCAUCAACCGGCGUGGAGCUCACCGCAUCUACACCGAGAUGCGCUUCACUGUGCGGGACUGCAGCAGCCUCCCCAACGUCCCCGGCUCCUGCAAGGAGACCUUCAACCUCUACUACUACGAGACAGACUCUGUCAUUGCCACCAAGAAGUCCGCCUUCUGGACGGAGGCACCCUACCUCAAAGUGGACACCAUUGCUGCUGACGAGAGCUUCUCCCAGGUGGACUUUGGUGGCAGGUUGAUGAAGGUGAACACAGAAGUGAGAAGUUUUGGGCCUCUGACCCGUAAUGGCUUUUACCUGGCUUUCCAGGACUAUGGGGCUUGUAUGUCUCUGCUGUCCGUCAGGGUCUUCUUCAAGAAGUGCCCCAGCGUGGUGCAGAACUUCGCCAUCUUCCCGGAGACGAUGACGGGAGCGGAGAGCACCUCUCUAGUGACUGCCCGUGGCACCUGCAUCCCCAACGCCGAGGAGGUGGACGUGCCCAUCAAACUGUACUGCAACGGGGACGGGGAGUGGAUGGUCCCCAUCGGCCGAUGUACCUGCAAGGCUGGUUACGAGCCGGAGAACAACGUGGCUUGCAAAGCCUGCCCAGCGGGGACCUUCAAGGCCAGCCAGGGCGCAGGGGUCUGCGCCCCGUGUCCCCCCAACAGCCGCUCCACCGCCGAGGCCUCGCCGGUCUGCACGUGCCGCAACGGCUACUACCGGGCUGAUUUCGACCCCCCGGCAGCCGCCUGCACCAGUGUCCCAUCCGGCCCCCGCAAUGUCAUCUCCAUCGUCAACGAGACGUCCAUCAUCCUGGAGUGGCACCCGCCGCGAGAGACGGGGGGUCGGGAUGACGUCACCUACAACAUCGUCUGCAAGAAGUGCCGGUCGGACCGACGCGCCUGCUCCCGCUGCGACGACAACGUGGACUUUGUCCCCAGGCAGCUGGGGCUGACGGAGACCCGGGUCUUCAUCAGCAGCCUGUGGGCCCACACGCCGUACACCUUCGAGAUCCAGGCUGUCAACGGGGUCUCCAACAAGAGCCCCUUCCCGCCGCAGCACGUCUCCGUCAACAUCACCACCAACCAAGCUGCACCUUCCACCGUCCCCAUCAUGCACCAGGUGAGUGCCACCAUGAGGAGCAUCACGCUCUCCUGGCCUCAGCCCGAGCAGCCCAACGGCAUCAUCCUGGACUACGAGAUCCGCUACUACGAGAAGGUGAGCCGCAUCUGCACGCCCGAUGUCAGCAGCACCGUGGGCUCCAGGCCGGCAGCGGACCACAACGAGUACAACUCCUCCAUGGCCCGCAGCCAGACCAACACGGCCAGGAUCGAGGGCCUGCGGCCCGGCAUGGUCUACGUGGUGCAGGUCCGAGCCCGCACCGUGGCCGGCUACGGCAAGUACAGCGGGAAGAUGUGCUUCCAGACGCUGACGGACGAUGACUACAAGUCAGAGCUGAGAGAGCAGCUGCCUUUGAUCGCGGGGUCCGCAGCGGCCGGGGUGGUCUUCAUUGUCUCGCUGGUGGCCAUUUCCAUCGUCUGCAGCAGGAAGCGUGCCUACAGCAAGGAGGCGGUGUACAGUGAUAAAUUACAGCACUACAGCACCGGGCGAGGGUCUCCGGGGAUGAAGAUCUACAUCGACCCCUUCACCUACGAGGACCCCAACGAGGCGGUCCGAGAGUUCGCCAAGGAGAUCGAUGUGUCCUUUGUGAAGAUUGAAGAGGUCAUCGGAGCAGGGGAGUUUGGAGAAGUGUACAAAGGACGCCUGAAGUUGCCCGGCAAGCGGGAGAUCUACGUGGCCAUCAAAACCCUCAAAGCUGGCUACUCUGAGAAGCAGCGCCGGGAUUUCCUGAGCGAGGCCAGCAUCAUGGGGCAGUUCGACCACCCCAACAUCAUCCGCCUGGAAGGAGUGGUGACCAAAAGCCGACCCGUCAUGAUCAUCACAGAGUUCAUGGAGAACGGGGCCCUGGACUCCUUCCUGCGGGUAAGGCGAGGUGGGGCCGGGCGGGCUGAUGUUCAGUGGUGGGAUUUGGGAGUGAGAUGUUGGCAUCCCAUCCCAGGUGGCUCAGGAGCUGGUGGCAUGGUGACCAAAAGCCGACCCGUCAUGAUCAUCACAGAGUUCAUGGAGAACGGGGCCCUGGACUCCUUCCUGCGGCAAAACGACGGGCAGUUCACGGUGAUCCAGCUGGUGGGGAUGCUCAGAGGAAUCGCCGCCGGGAUGAAGUACCUGGCGGAGAUGAAUUACGUGCACCGAGACCUGGCUGCCAGGAACAUCCUGGUCAACAGCAACCUGGUGUGCAAGGUGUCGGACUUCGGCCUCUCGCGCUACCUGCAGGACGACACGUCCGACCCCACCUACACCAGCUCCUUGGGGGGGAAGAUCCCUGUGAGGUGGACGGCGCCGGAGGCCAUCGCUUAUCGCAAGUUCACCUCGGCCAGUGACGUCUGGAGCUACGGCAUCGUCAUGUGGGAGGUGAUGUCGUUCGGGGAGAGGCCCUACUGGGACAUGUCCAACCAAGAUGUCAUCAACGCCAUCGAGCAGGAUUACCGGCUCCCGCCGCCCAUGGACUGUCCGGCCGCCCUGCACCAGCUGAUGCUGGACUGCUGGCAGAAGGACCGCAACACCCGCCCCCGCUUCGCCGAGAUCGUCAACACCCUCGACAAGAUGAUCCGCAACCCGGCGAGCCUCAAAACUGUGGCUACCAUCACCGCUGUGCCUUCUCAGCCCCUCCUCGACCGCUCCAUCCCCGACUUCACUGCCUUUACCUCAGUAGACGACUGGCUGAGCGCCGUGAAGAUGAGCCAGUACCGGGACAGCUUCUUGACCGCUGGCUUCACCUCCCUGCAGCUGGUUGCCCAGAUGACAUCUGAAGACCUCCUGAGAAUAGGGGUGACUUUGGCUGGGCACCAGAAGAAGAUCCUGAACAGCGUCCAGUCCAUGCGAGUCCAGAUGAGCCAGUCACCGACCUCGAUGGCAUGACGUCCCCUUGUUCGACGGGGAGGGGACGGGGAGGGCACGCAGCGGAGGUGGGAGGGGAGGAACUGAGGGGCACCCCCCGUUGGGAGAGGUGCCACCGCUGCCCGGGGACCGUGACCGCAGGCGAAGGAUGUUCCUGGGACUCAUCUCUUAACUGGUGACUUCCGUUCCUCGCCAACAGAAGCACACUUACCGAUGUCACGGGGAACAGCGUAUAAAUACCUAUAAAUAUGUACAAAUCAUAUAUUUAAAAAAAACAAAACAAAACAACACAAAAAAAAAAAUGAACACAAAAAAACAAUGAAGACAAACCAAUGCGCGUUGGGGGAAGCAAACCCAAACCCUCGAGACCAGACUCCAAUCCCACCACCCGUGAGUGAGCAGUGGUCGAAAACUGAGAAAGGAGGAAAAAAAGGGGGGGCUGUUGGGGAAGGGAGAGGCACGAGAUGGAGCGGCCCCCGUCUGGAGAAACCACCUUCCUUUUCUUUUCUUCUUCUUCUCCCUGCUCCCCCUGCUCCCCUCCCCUGCUCAUGGACCAUGGGUGGAAUGUCCUCGGACGUCUCCGCAGCUCCCUGCCCUCCUGCUCUCCGGCAACUACCAAAGGACUUCGCUGACCACUGCAUGGGGGAUCCGACUCAAUCCAGUUAAUGUCUUCAUAUUGAAGAAGAGAUGUACCUUCAAUAGAAAAAAAAACCUUGGGGUUUUUUUGUUGCUUUUUUUUUUUUUUUUUUUUUUUUCUCUUUCGCUUGCAUUUUUUUUGCAAAAAGCAAAAAAAAAAGAGGAUUAAAAAAAAAA
Molecule: messenger RNA, 3913 nt
Organism: Calidris pugnax (ruff)
Lineage: Eukaryota; Metazoa; Chordata; Aves; Charadriiformes; Scolopacidae
Gene: EPHB1
Product: EPH receptor B1
Exons: 16
Coding region: 5-3121 (1038 amino acids)
Biological process (GO): axon guidance; protein phosphorylation; cell surface receptor protein tyrosine kinase signaling pathway
Cellular component (GO): neuron projection; plasma membrane
Molecular function (GO): ATP binding; transmembrane-ephrin receptor activity; protein binding
Source: RefSeq, a predicted model, not a curated record